Messenger RNA from Baudoinia panamericana UAMH 10762, 1202 nucleotides. RefSeq lists its product as uncharacterized. The coding region runs from base 193 to 1047 and encodes 284 amino acids. Lineage: Eukaryota; Fungi; Ascomycota; Dothideomycetes; Mycosphaerellales; Teratosphaeriaceae. The transcript has a single exon. The record is from RefSeq and is a predicted model, not a curated record.
CUGCCUUCGGAAGCUUUGCGCUAGUCUGUAGAAGGAAGUUGUGGGAAUUGCCGAUUCAAUUGGUUCGCUUUGUCCUUCAAUAUUACCUCUUCCACUCAUCUCGACCAAACCAGUCCAUAAAACAGCAUUGUGACUCGGGAUUCUGGUAUUGGAGACCCUUCGGAGCUGCUCGUACUUUGACUGGCCGGAACCAUGCCAACUGUGGACGCAAACGGAAUCACCAUUAAUUAUCGUCUCGAAGGCAAUCAAGACUCCAAGCUCCUUGUACUAAUCAACGGUCUUGCAGAUGAUCUCACAACAUGGGAUCUGCAAGUACCCGCCUUUCUCAAUGCGGGCUACAGAGUGCUCCGCUACGACAAUCGAGGCAUCGGCAAAUCCAGUAGACCACCUGGACCGUACACGGCAGAAACGAUGGCAAAUGACUUACAUGGCCUGGUCUCCGGGUUGGAUCUAAAGGUAUUUCACCUACUAGGCAUAAGCAUGGGCGGUAUGAUUGCCCAGGCUUACGCUCUCAAAUUCCCGAACGGUUCGCCACAAGCGAACGGCAUCAAGAUGUCAAGCCUUUCCCUGUGCUGCACGUAUGCACAACCAACUCUGUUUUGUUCACGGAUGUUCGAGCUAUGGGCAGAAAUGGCACAGCGCAUGUCCGUCCAACACGUAAUGAGAGACGUCACUCUGUGGGCUUUUACAGUACCUUUCUUCCGUACAAGACCAGACGAGCUGGCGGAGUUCGAAGAUGCUAUGAAGAACCUGGACAUGAAGACGCCCGAGUACCUUGCGCAACUUAACGUGAUACAGCAGUUUGAUACGAACUAUGAGCUCGAGAAUUUGAAUGCGCGCGAGCAGACGUUGGGUGGGCUGGAGCCUAGGCAUGUCAUGGUGUUGGCGGGAAAGGUUGAUAUACUCAUUCCGGUGCAGCUGAGUAGGGAGCUGGCGGAGAAGAUUGAGGGGUGUCAGUUUCUGACGACCAAGGGAGGGCAUGGGUGUUGUUGGGAGUUUCCAGACGACUUCAACAAGACUGUGCUCUCGUUUCUGGAGGGCGUGUAGCGCGACACUGGGUAAAUGUGAUGUCAACAUCGCGAAAUGGAACCUUACCCUGCCUGAGAAGCGAGUGCAGAAACGGAAGUUCCUGCCAAGAUUAUGCCAUGAGACAUGCAUGGGAACUCCUUCGCUACAGAAGCCGGAAAUAGGCCUCAAUGCCG